Messenger RNA from Microthlaspi erraticum, 945 nucleotides. Lineage: Eukaryota; Viridiplantae; Streptophyta; Magnoliopsida; Brassicales; Brassicaceae. The record is from the annotation of a GenBank genome assembly.
AUGGAUGUAGAUGAUGGGCUCGCUUUGGUGGAGAAUGUUGCUCUUAGUGAUGGAAACUAUCCAGAGGAGUAUGAUCGAAGUGAUAGAGGAGAUAGCUCAGUCAAUGAUGAGAAGCACAAGAAGGAGAUCAAAACAUUGAAUGACAAGCUUGACAAGAUCUUGACUGGCCAACAAAAGCAAGUUCACUUUGUUUGUGAGGAUGAUGUGAACCAAGAGGGGGAGGACCAACAAACUGAGGAAGUGUGCUAUAUGAGUAAUCAGGGAGGUUACUACAAGGGUUACAACACAAACAACAACACGAACCUCUCUUACCGCAGCACCAAUGUGGAGAAUCCACAAGACCAGGUCUACCCACCUCAACAAAACCAAAAUCAAGGGGGCCAACAAACUGUUUACUUCAAGCGUGGUUACCCACCAAAGGUUUUUGGGAAUCAGAACCAAGAAGGACAGCGCACCGGAGCCGUCAAAAGGAAACAAGAAGAGGAGGGAAACUCUUUUUGUUCCUCCACCAUUCAAGCCAAUGCUACCUUUUCCAACACGUUUCAAGAAACAAAUGGCAGAGAAAUGCAGAAAGUUUUUGAUCAGCAACUAUCUGAGAUUCAAUUUGAAGAUCCCUUUGUGGAUGCUCUCAUGAUGAUCAAGCCUUAUCAGAAAUUUUUGAAAGAUGCCAUUUUGGAGAGAACCAAGGAAGUGCAAGGCAUGGUGGUAUUGUCUCAAGAGUGUAGUGCUAUAAUUCAAAGCAAGACAGUACAAAGAAGCUUGGUGAUCCUGGAAGCUUCACUCUUCCCUGUUCUUGGGACCUUUAGCAUUCAAGAAAGUUUGUGUGAUUUGGGAGCGAGUGUAAGCAUAAUGCCUUUGACUGUGGCAAGGCGUUUGGGUUUUGAGAAAUACAAGGAGUGUCAUUUCUCUCUGAUCCUGCUGAUAGAUCAGUUAAGCUUCCAGUAG